UUCCUUCCCUGAACUUCAGGGAAAGAGAUGAAAAUGGGUGGUGGUAGAAGAAAUUAUGGUGCAUGGCUGGGUUCAAACUCUUGUUCGUCUGUGAAUCUUUUGUUGUUUAUGUUACCUCUUAUGGCGGUUGCUGGGCUUGUUUCUGUGUGGGGUCCGAACCCCUUCCCCUGGAAUCCAGUUGCUAAUCAGCGUGUUUCAUGGAGCUCUCUUAACCCCUCUUCUUCUUCCUCUUCUUCCUCAUCCUUAAACAGUCGUGUGACCACUGUGGAAAUUCCUGAUUCAUCUGGAAAACAGAGAGAGGGGGUUUUGGAUUUAAGGUCAAGAGUGGUGGUGGCUGUGGAUGAUGCUCACGGUAAGGAGGAGAAAGCUAUCUCUGAUGAUACUGCCUUCAAUCAUUCGUCUACUCCGCCGCUUUCCGUUCAGGCUGUACCCUCACUCCAAUUACCAAACAAAACAGGAGGAAUCCUCAACUUUACCGGCAGGACUAAUAAUACGAUGAACGAAUCUUAUGGUCCCAUCGUGAAACACAGGUGGGAAAGGAAGAUCAGCAUCUUAGAAAGAACAGAAGGCAAACUCAUACAAGCUCGAGCAGCAAUUAGAGAAGCCAAAGACGGAAAUCAAACACAAGAUCCAGACUAUGUCCCUGUGGGCCCAAUGUAUUGGAAUGCUAAAGCCUUCCACAGAAGCUACAUAGAAAUGGAGAAACAGUUCAAAGUGUUCGUGUACGAAGAAGGCGAGCCACCUGUAUUUCAUAACGGACCUUGCAAAAGCAUAUACGCCAUGGAAGGGAACUUCAUUCACGCUAUUGAGAUCAACAAGCAGUUCCGAACAAGAGACCCAGAGAAAGCUCACGUGUUCUUCCUUCCGUUUAGCGUAGCAAUGAUGGUUCAAUUUGUGUACGAACGCGACUCUCAUGAUUUUGGCCCCAUAAGAAAAACUGUCCGAGACUAUGUACAUCUCAUUUCUUCAAGAUACCCCUAUUGGAACCGAAGCCUCGGAGCCGAUCAUUUCAUGCUCUCUUGCCAUGACUGGGGGCCAGCGACUUCAUUUUCGGUUCCUUACAUGUACAAGAACUCGAUACGUGUGCUGUGCAACGCCAACACCUCGGAGGGAUUCAACCCUGCAAAGGAUGUAUCUUUUCCAGAGAUUAAUCUGCUAACUGGAACGAUGACCGGGUUCGUGGGUGGGCCCUCUGCAUCGAGACGUCCCGUUCUGGCAUUCUUUGCAGGAGGGGUUCACGGACCAAUCAGGCCUGUUCUUCUAGAACAUUGGGAGGACAAGGACGAGGAUAUUCAGGUUCACAAGUACCUGCCAAAGGGGGUGUCGUACUAUGAGAUGAUGAGGAAGAGCAAGUACUGCCUUUGUCCUAGUGGGUACGAGGUGGCAAGUCCGAGAGUAGUGGAAGCAAUCUACACAGGUUGUGUGCCAGUGCUUAUUUCAGAUCAUUAUGUGCCUCCCUUCAGUGAUGUUUUGAAUUGGAAAUCGUUCUCGGUGGAGGUUUCUGUGAAGGACAUACCCAACCUAAAGAACAUACUGAUGGGCAUUUCGACGAGGCAGUAUAUAAGGAAGAAGAGAAGAGUGGCGCAAAUUAGGAGACACUUUGAGGUGCAUUAUCCGCCUAAGCGUUUUGAUGCGUUCCACAUGAUCCUUCAUUCCGUCUGGCUUCGAAGAUUGAACAUCAAAGUUCACGAUGAUCACUGAAUCUUAAGUUUGCGACCUCUUGAAUAGAGGACUCGUGACUGUUUCAGAUUCAGAAUUUGUGAUUCUUUUUCAGUGUCCUGUAUAAAAUUGGAUGGGAAAAUUAACAUUCCGCUUUCUUAUUGGGCUGAAUUAAUAUGAUUCUUGCUACAAGUCAUCAAAGACACAAGGGUGUGAUCAUCAAAAGUAAAAUCUUUGUCAAGUAAAAAUUAUCAGAAAGAUCUUGAACCCCCCCCCCC
This is a messenger RNA of Neltuma alba, 1937 nucleotides long. RefSeq names its product probable glycosyltransferase At5g03795. Gene Ontology annotation, molecular function: glycosyltransferase activity. NCBI's taxonomy places the organism in Eukaryota, Viridiplantae, Streptophyta, Magnoliopsida, Fabales, Fabaceae. The record is from RefSeq and is a predicted model, not a curated record. The transcript has 5 exons. Bases 28 to 1701 code for a protein of 557 amino acids.